Messenger RNA from Thalassophryne amazonica, 2813 nucleotides. RefSeq names its product sterile alpha motif and leucine zipper containing kinase AZK (gene map3k20a). Gene Ontology annotation, cellular component: cytoplasm. Lineage: Eukaryota; Metazoa; Chordata; Actinopteri; Batrachoidiformes; Batrachoididae. The coding region runs from base 181 to 2580 and encodes 799 amino acids. Gene Ontology annotation, biological process: protein phosphorylation. Gene Ontology annotation, molecular function: protein kinase activity; ATP binding; protein binding. The transcript has 20 exons. The record is from RefSeq and is a predicted model, not a curated record.
UCUGAAGAAAGUAGCAGCGUCACCAGAGUGUCACGUGAGGUUUCCCGGAAACGUUCAUUUUAACAACAGACGUCGCUGCUGGAUUGAAUCAAAGUCGCUGUUUUCAGCUGCACCGACAAGCUGUUUUAAACGCCCGCUUCUACAUGUCGAAGCGGCGUCGGUGCUGCGUAUCAUUAUGAGAUGUCGUCUCCCAGCGCCCCCUUCGUGCAAGUCAGGUUUGAUGACAUCCUUUUUUACGAGAACUGUGGCGGCGGCAGCUUUGGAAGUGUGUACCGAGCCAGGUGGAUCUCCCGGGACAAAGAAGUGGCAGUGAAAAAACUGCUCAAGAUUGAAAAUGAGGCUGAAAUCCUCAACGUCCUCAGCCACCGUCACAUCAUCCAGUUUUACGGGGCCAUUGUUGAGGCACCCAACUAUGGGAUCGUCACUGAGUAUGCAAGUAACGGAUCUUUGUAUGAUUACCUUUCAAGUGAAGAGAGUGAGGAAAUGGACAUGAGACAGAUCAUGACAUGGGCUACAGAGAUUGCCAGAGGAAUGCACUAUUUGCAUGCAGAGGCCCCUGUUAAGGUUAUCCACAGAGACCUGAAGUCCAGAAAUGUUGUUUUGACAGCAGACAAAGUACUUAAGAUCUGUGAUUUUGGGGCCUCCAGGUUCUUGACGCACACCACCCAUAUGUCCUUGGUGGGGACGUUUCCAUGGAUGGCUCCAGAGAUGAUCCAGAGCCUACCUGUUUCAGAGACCUGCGACACCUUCUCUUACGGUGUGGUACUGUGGGAAAUGCUCACCCGUGAGGUCCCAUUCAAAGGCCUGGAAGGUUUGCAAGUGGCCUGGCUUGUUGUGGAGAAAAAUGAGAGGUUAACUAUUCCUAGUUCCUGUCCCACCAGCUUUGCUAAGCUCAUGAUGAGCUGCUGGGCAACAGAGCCAAAGGAAAGGCUCAUCUUUAAGCAGAUCCUUGCUACUCUGGAGUCUAUGGCUAACGACAGUCAACUUCCUCAAGAGUGCAACUCUUUCCUCCACAACAAGGCUGAAUGGAGAUGCGAGAUCGAAGCAACGCUUGAGAGACUUAAGAAGCUAGAGCGAGACCUGAGCACUAAAGAGCAGGAGCUAAAGGAGAGAGAGCAACAUCUGAAAAUGUGGGAACGUAAACUCAUUGAACAGUCCAACACCCCAUUGUUGCCCACACUUGACAUCUACACCUGGACAGAGGAUCAUGUGUAUUUCUGGAUGCAACAAAUAUUUGGUGCAGGGGACAGUGGAUGUGGAAUGCUGUUGUACGCUGACCUGUUUAGAGAAAAUCACAUCACUGGAAAGCGGUUGCUUUUGCUGUCAGAAAACGACAUGCGGGACAUGGGGAUCAAGUCCAAAGGUCACAUUUUGCACCUGAAGGAUGAGAUCGAGAAACUAACCAACGACUACCUCAGCUUUGUCCACUUUCCACCACUGCUAAAGGAUGAACUUGAAAACGUGGAACAAGGGAGGAAGAUUGUCAAUCUGGAGUUGGUGUUUGGGUGUCACUGGAAAGCAGGAAGUGGAAAGUCUGACUGCAAAUGGAAAAUGUACAUGGAACUCGAUGGAGAUGAAAUUGCAGUAACCUACAUCAAAGAGGUCGUCUUUAAUGCCAACCAUCAGGGUGUGGAAAUCCUGCGGAUGACUAAGCCACCUUUCGUUAUGGACAAAUGGAUCAUCGGAAUCCAGGAGAACCAGACUGUGGACUACACGGUUACUUAUGAGAAUAAUGUCAAGUUACCAAAGCUGACCCGACACAGCUGCCCAGUGAGAUGGAGUCCUGCUGGUGGACGGGAUGAGAUCAAGAAUGUGGAGCUGAUCAUUGAAACAAAACCAUCAGACAUUGACUGGAGCCCUAGGAACAAUCUGAAUCCUGGUAUUGAUCCCAGAUGGAUGUACAAUGUCCGGCUGAGGCAGAUUUUGGACCAGAGAUCACAACAACCCACUGCUGCCUUAAAGAGCUCUGACGUUUGCACUCUGCCUCAGUUCCUGUCUGCAUAUGGAGACCAGGCUUCUUCUUACGCCGCCGCUUUACGCCGCUCUCCCAGCCGCAACCAUCUAUCUCCCUGGACGGACUCACGCAGCUCUUCACCAACUGCCAGCCUGUCUGCCAGGCUUUCGCCACUCCAUCUGGGGUCAAAGGGCAGCAGCCCUUCCAGCACUGCCUCAGAGAGUAUGUCAGAGAGAGAGCGCCCACUCAGUGCUGGAGUCGUGUAUGAGUGCCGCAGACAGAGGUUCUUUAGUAACACAUCAAACGUGAGAGGAGGCGAGGGGAGGGGACAAUCCUCGACUCACAGCAGAAGUAACUAUACUCAGAAUAAAAGCAGCAAAGUCUCACGACAGCCAGGCAGACUGCGGUCUAACAGUUACUCUUCCCCACCGCAGCGCCAGCCACAGGUAAUACCGGGUAUGUUUUUUGUGGCAGAAGAUGCAGAAAAACAGGAGCCUAAGGCCAACGAUGGAGGGUGGAUCAAAGUGGAGCGUCAGAAGAGAUCACAUCAGGACAAUAAACCUAUCAGAGGUCGACAGAAGAGGGGGGGCAGCAGAGGCGGGCGUGGUGGUGGUGGACGAAACUGAGAGAUGUCAUGUACUACAUGACGUAUGUUAUGCAGUGGAAUAGCUUUUCUGAUUGCCAACCUUUUAAAAUGUGUAGUUACACACAAGUUGUUUUUUGUAAUGAAUGUGUUCUUUUAAGGGAAUGUUUAGGUUAUGAGACUGAUGUAUUUUUACUUCAUACAAAACAUGAUUUUAUUUAAAAUAAGAUGAUUGUAUUCUAAGUAUCAAAAUUAUUAAGAUAUCAAAUGGCAAAA